ACCAUGAAAGCAACGAGAUUGUUUAUAGGAGCUCACCUGCUUCUGUGACUGCUUUGAACUUUGAUUUAUUAAAUAAUAAUAAUAAUAAUAAUAAUAAAUCAGAGUACGAUGUCAAGCUUUUUAUGGCCAGGAAGGCGGGACACCGGGGAAGUACUCGCCACGGCCUGUAGAUAGCUCCGCGUCGCUAGCGGAGAGCCGCCGGGCGGCCUGCACACUCUGAAGCGCUGGCCGACUGUCAAUGUGCGGCCGCACGCUUAUCAGCGCCCGGUGGGACGAAGGGAGUGAUUUCCAGACACCCAAAGGCGACGAGGACGUAGCAGAGGAGCGCCAGGAUCCGGAAUAGAGACCGGGGGAGGGGGGAGACAGAGACAACGAGACAGAGCGCUGAGAUCCGCUGAGAGCCCAUCACCAUGGGGGAGGACAUUGGCCAGAGCAGAAAGGCCAACUUCUCCGCUCUGGGCGAGCAUGCCAACGGCCUCACCAAAUCCUCCGCCCUGUCCUCCAAGUCCGGCGCGUCUAAGAAGUUAGUUAUUAAAAACUUUAAAGAUAGGCCCAAGUUGGCAGACAACUACACAGAGGAGACGUGGCUGAAAUUGAGAGAUGCAGUGGGUGCCAUUCAGAGCAGCACCGCCAUCAAGUACAAUCUGGAGGAACUUUAUCAGGCUGUGGAGAACUUGUGCACUUACAAGGUUUCUCCCAAGCUUUACAAGCAACUUCGGCAGGUCUGUGAGGACCACGUGAAAGCCCAGAUCCACCAGUUCAGUGAGGACUCUCUGGACAAUGUCUCCUUCUUGAAGAGAAUGGACAGGUGCUGGCAGGAUCACUGUAGGCAGACAAUCAUGAUCCGGAGUAUUUUUCUGUUUCUGGAUCGCACUUACGUCCUACAGAACUCACUGCUGCCUUCUAUUUGGGACACGGGCUUGGAGCUUUUCCGGACCCAUAUCGUGAGUGACCACGCAGUUCAGAGCCGUACGGUCGAUGGGAUCCUGGAGCAGAUCGAGUGUGAACGCAACGGAGAGACUAUUGACCGCAGCCUGCUGCGUAGCCUGCUCAGCAUGCUCUCGGACCUGCAGGUCUAUAAGGAUUCAUUUGAGCAGAAGUUCCUGAUGGACACGAAUCGCCUCUAUGCAGCCGAAGGUCAGCGACUGAUGCAGGAGAGAGAGGUUCCUCAGUACCUACACCAUGUGUCUCGCCGGCUGGAGGAGGAGAACGACCGUGUCAUCACCUACCUGGACCAGAACACGCAGAAGCCACUGAUAUUCACUGUGGAGAAGCAGUUGCUGGGUGAACAUUUGACUGCCGUCUUGCAGAAAGGCCUGGACAGUCUUUUGAAUGAGAACCGUGUGACAGAGCUGGCCCUGCUCUUCCAGCUCUUCAGCAGAGUCAAGGGAGGCCUGGCUGCCCUGUUGCAGCACUGGAGGGACUAUAUCAAGAAUUUUGGGGGUACAAUUGUUGGGACCCCAGAGAAGGACAAGGAAAUGGUCCAGGAGCUUCUGGACUUCAAGGACAAGACUGACCACAUCAUCCAGACCUGCUUCCAGAAGAACGAGAGCUUCCUUAACGCCAUGAAAGAGUCCUUCGAAACUUUCAUCAACAAGAGGCCCAACAAGCCGGCGGAGCUCAUAGCAAAGUAUGUGGACUCUAAGCUGCGUGCAGGCAACAAGGAGGCCACCGACGAGGAACUGGAGCGAAUCCUGGACAAGAUCAUGAUCAUCUUCCGCUUCAUUCACGGAAAGGAUGUGUUCGAGGCAUUUUACAAAAAGGACCUGGCCAAGCGUCUGCUGGUGGGCAAGAGUGCUUCCGUGGAUGCGGAGAAGUCCAUGCUCUCCAAGCUCAAACACGAGUGUGGGGCGGCAUUCACCAGCAAGCUGGAGGGGAUGUUCAAAGACAUGGAGCUGUCCAAGGACGUGAUGAUACAGUUCAAGCAGUACAUGCAGAACCAAAGUGACCCAGGAAACAUCGAGCUAACUGUGAACAUCCUGACCAUGGGCUACUGGCCGUCGUAUACACCCAUGGAGGUCCAUCUCCCCUCUGAGAUGGUGAAGCUGCAGGAGGUGUUCAAAACGUUUUACCUGGGGAAACACAGCGGCCGGAAGCUUCAGUGGCAGCCCACUCUUGGCCAUGCAGUGCUCAAGUCCGAAUUCAAGGAGGGUAAGAAGGAGCUGCAGGUCUCACUGUUCCAGACGUUGGUACUGCUGAUGUUCAACGAGGGAGAUGAGUUCACUGUGCAGGAGAUCCGCUCUGCAACUGGCAUAGAGGAUGGAGAGCUGCGCCGCACGCUGCAGUCGCUGGCAUGCGGCAAGGCACGCGUCCUGAACAAGACCCCCCGCGGGAGGGACGUCGAGGACGGGGACCGCUUCGAGUUCAACUCAGACUUCAGACACAAGCUCUUCCGUAUCAAAAUCAACCAGAUCCAGAUGAAGGAGACGGUGGAGGAGCAGGUGAGCACCACUGAGAGGGUGUUCCAGGACCGCCAGUACCAGAUUGACGCCGCUAUCGUGCGUGUGAUGAAGAUGAGGAAGACUCUGAGUCACACUCUGCUGGUCUCCGAGCUCUACAACCAGUUAAAGUUCCCUGUUAAGCCUGGGGACCUAAAGAAGAGGAUUGAGUCCCUCAUCGAUCGUGACUACAUGGAGCGUGACAAAGAGAGCCCCAAUCAGUACCACUACGUGGCCUGACCGGGCUCGUGACGUGGGCUCGUACCCCGGUUGUUCCUUUGGUGGUCGGCACCGUUUGAUGUGCCCGUUUUCUGUAUCGCACUCUUCAUUUAAAGGCCAUGCAUGUAAAUACUGAACAUGGGCACCAGGCAGGCAGAGUAGAACGCGAGUCUGCUGGAUUCACUCUGAAGCACUUUCUUACAUGAUCAUUUUAAUGAUUGUUGAUUUUGUUCUCCCCCGCCCUUCCCAAUGGUCUGUUCUGCUGUAGCGCUUUAUUUUGUCUCAGCCAUGUUGUUUCAGUUUGACGAGCAGCUCAGAAACUGUGAGAACCAAUGAUUAAUAUACAGCUGGGCUGCCCCUCAUUUCUGAGACGGCACCAUAAACCUGGAGCAUGUUAUUUUUACUUAGGCACUUAUUCAGUCGCGAGCAACACUGAAACGGAAAACCUUCUCAUGACGAUCUGCGUUCCCACGUUUGCGCAGAGGUCGCAUGGGGCGCAGAAGCGGUCGGGGUGGGGACACUACACCCACGGCGUAACGCUGAGGGGUCGCCCUGCCUUUUGUUAGGUUUUCCUUACGAUCGCAAUGAUCAAACCGUUUGCAUUCUAUACGUUUUUUUUUUUUUUUUUGUAGACAAGCUUCUAGCUCUGUAAGGAGUUGAAAAAAAAUGUUAAACAAAAAUAAAUAAAAAUCUUUAAAGAAAGAAAAAGUUGUGUAAGUCUAA
Paramormyrops kingsleyae is the source of this 3380-nucleotide messenger RNA. The record is from RefSeq and is a predicted model, not a curated record. Lineage: Eukaryota; Metazoa; Chordata; Actinopteri; Osteoglossiformes; Mormyridae.